CACAUCUUUGCAUUCACUACACUUAGGAAGGCAGGCAUGCAACAUGACCCACAGCUGCAGUCCAAGGAUUGGAUUAGGGAUAAGAUUCAAACUUUGAGACAGAAAUCUAAUGUCAGCUUCAAUCAGGAUUUAUUCAUUUCUAUAUUAUUGUGCCUGAUAUCCGGACCCGGUCGACAUCUAAUUCUCACCGCAUCGGAAGAUCAGCUUCCCAAUGUUGUUAGCAUGGCGAACAAGGUGUUCACCAGUGUAUUCGGAUUCACUUGUGCCAAUAUCAACUGCUCUCCCAACCAAACGUCUGGAGAUUUUGUCCAACAAUUGUUUGUGCCUGUACAUGAAGAGAACAAUCUGGAUCCAAUGUCACUACAACCGAACGGAAUGACAAGGAUGUCUAGCAAUCGCUCAUAUUCGUCUUAUCAAAGCAACGACUCAAAUUGGGCCGGCAGCGGAGCGUCCACCCAAUCUAUGCGUCAUCAUGCUAGCAAUGGGUCGUCUGGGCGACCCCAUGGCAAAGAGGAGAGAAUGUUUAAGUCUUUAACUCAGCGAAGAACGUCUGCCGCUGGGCAAAGUACAACAUCCUCUGUGGAUGGUCGAAACCGACUCGGUGUACCCUCUGGAUACGGAGGAGCAACUGGUCCCAUCAGUCCAAUUGACUUCACGAUCAAUCGCAAGUCAAACGAUCUUUCAGUACACCAUUAUAGAGGGCAGGAAGACAAAGAAUAUGGACGUUUCAGAAAAUCCGAUUUUGGUGACUCCUCCAAAGGCUUCAUUCCAACAAGAAUUGCUCAGGCUGUUAUCGUCAAAAAUUUACACCAAGCAAGUGAUUUAGUGCAAGCUACGUUGCUAGAGAUUAUCAUCGUUCAACAGUUGAAAAUCCAUUCAGCGACUUAUAAUGUGCCCAGUCCUUUCAUUGUCAUUGCCGUUCUGCCGCAAGACGCUCCUCCAAGAUCUAUGCUCAGUCGACUUAUCGACCGUUUCUUCGUCAGCUACCGGUUUGACGACGAAUCUUUAUCAGAUACCCCAAAUGCUGCUGAUGCCAGACAUGGCCACAAUCAGAUCAUGAAGCGACAGAUUUUAUUUAGGCACCAAGAGUUAAAGGAGCUCGCAGCAAGCAUCAACAGAGUGAAUGUCAAUGCCGAUAUUGUAAUAUACAUUCGAGACAUCAUUGUAGGUAUUCGAACUCAUCGACUGGUGCAUUGUGGACUGACAGCCAGAGCUUCGCAAGAUCUGGUAUUGGUGGUCAAAGCGUUAUCUGCCCUGUUCAAACGUGAGUAUGUCACACCGGACCUCGUCUCCAUUGCUGCUGAAAAGGUAUUUGGCCAUCGCUUGGUCUUGAAGGACGAAGCCUCCAGCCAUAAAAUUUUGCUCGAUAAUGGAGACUCUGACGAUCAAUCCGAGAUAAACAGCAUGCUGGACGAAACAGCGGAUAUUCUACCUGCCGACAUUGUCAUGGAGAUCCUCCGAGCCGUACAUGUCCCCUUAUAAACCCUCCUCCGCUCCAAGCACAAACAAUAUACCAGCCUUUUUUUUAAUAUUAAUAUUACCUGUGCACUGUAUUUCCCUAUUACAUAACUGCAACUACCACUCUUUGUUUCAUUUUAUUUUUAUC
This is a messenger RNA of Umbelopsis ramanniana AG, 1606 nucleotides long. RefSeq lists its product as uncharacterized. The transcript is spliced from 5 exons. NCBI's taxonomy places the organism in Eukaryota, Fungi, Mucoromycota, Umbelopsidomycetes, Umbelopsidales, Umbelopsidaceae. The record is from RefSeq and is a predicted model, not a curated record. The coding region runs from base 37 to 1482 and encodes 481 amino acids.